This is a messenger RNA of Rhodamnia argentea, 1402 nucleotides long. RefSeq names its product grpE protein homolog 2, mitochondrial-like. Gene Ontology annotation, cellular component: PAM complex, Tim23 associated import motor. Gene Ontology annotation, molecular function: protein homodimerization activity; adenyl-nucleotide exchange factor activity; protein-folding chaperone binding. The record is from RefSeq and is a predicted model, not a curated record. Bases 107 to 1120 code for a protein of 337 amino acids. The transcript has 5 exons. Lineage: Eukaryota; Viridiplantae; Streptophyta; Magnoliopsida; Myrtales; Myrtaceae. Gene Ontology annotation, biological process: protein folding; protein import into mitochondrial matrix.
AUUUUCCUUGUCGUCCAAGCACGUUCGCUCUUCUCCAAAACCCCCCACCGUCUCAUCCAGCAAGUCCUCAGCUUCCUGAAUUUCUCCUUCAGUCGGAGCCAGCAAAAUGCUGCUGUCGAGGAUUCUGUCCCGCGCUUCCCGGAGCGCGAGCCGGACCGCCUCCUUCCUGUCUUCUCCUCCCCAAACGCAUCACCCGCCGCUCGUCUCCGAUCGGUGUCGCGCGCUUGCGUACGGUUCUCCGGGCAAGGUAGUACCCUCAAAUCAGUUCACCUUCCAUGCUACUACAUUUCGGCAGUAUGGAAUCUCGUCAUCUGCUUCUGCUGAGCAUACAGAGAGGGUUUCAAACUCUGAGGCCACAAAAGAAAGUGAAAAUGCUGAAAAUUCGAAUCAAUCAGGAGAUAGGAGUGCUGGAGAGUCGAAAGUGUCCAGCGAAACAGAAACAUCAGAUACCAGAUUAGAAGCGGCCCCUGAACCUAAUAAGAUGAGGAGAAAAGCCACGAAAAGGAUGGCCUUUUCGGAUUCAGAAUCGGAGGGUGAGAAGGAACUAUCUAUGGAUGACUUGGCAAAACUUGUGGUAGAGAAGGAAGAACUUCUGAAGUUGAAGCACACAGAGAUUGAGAAAAUGCAAGAUAAAGUCCUUCGAAGUUAUGCAGAGAUGGAGAAUGUGAUGGACAGAACCAGGCGGGAAGCUGAGAAUUCCAAGAAAUACGCUGUACAGAGUUUCGCUAAAAGUUUAUUGGAUGUUGCGGACAACUUGGGGAGAGCAUCCUCAGUUGUCAAAGAAAGGUUCUCUAAGAUUGAUGCAAAGGAUGGUGACGGAGCAGUGCCCCUCCUCAAAACGCUUCUAGAAGGUGUUGAAAUGACGGAGAAGCAGCUUGUUGAGGUAUUUAAGAAAUACGGCGUUGAAAAAUAUGAUCCUACAAAUGAGCCGUUUGAUCCACAUAGGCAUAAUGCAGUAUUCCAGAUGCCAGACAGUUCUAAGCCCCCAGGCACUGUUGCUGCUGUGCUAAAGGCUGGUUACAUGCUCUAUGACCGAGUUCUUCGUCCUGCGGAGGUUGGUGUCACUCAAGCGGUGGAAAAAGAUGCAACCGAGGCCAAUACAGCUGAGAAAGGCUCUUAAAGCUUCUGCAAAAGCUUCAGGAGGCAUGGAGUUUGUAGUUUAACGGGGAGCCUCAAUCAACGUGGAGUCACUUAACUCGGUUACAUCAUGUCUGGAGCUUUCUCCUGAUCGUUAGAGGAGAACGAACUUAUAGGAGGAUCAGAGGACGUCGAUUCAUCUUUUCCCUGUUAACUCGCGGCAGUACAUAAUUCAGUUUGGAUUACGAGGAUAUAUGAUGGCACUUUCAUGCCUUAACAGUUUUGAUCCUUGUUCCGUCAAUAAUCAUAUUAUGUUGUUAUUCAA